AUGCAGGACAGUGGAGGCUACGAGGUAGGCCUAGCAUCUCCACAUUCACGAGCGUCGGUCACAGACGGGAAUGCCAGCCCAGAUCGCAAGAGAGUAUGCGAUAACUGUAUACGCAUUGAGAAGUACUUCGGCAUUGUCCAGGACCUAAACCCUAUUUUAUCCAAGGAAAAGUUUCUCCAUGAUUAUCAAAAGUCUCGAUGUGACCCAGAUCUCAUCUCUACGAUAGUUGCAAUCACUGCGAAGCUAAUGGGCCUCGAUUUUAUCGCGGACGGACAAAAUUUAGAUGCCCGCAUCGACCGGCUACUGAAUUCAAGUCUACUUGAGGACGACAUUAUGGGAACUACACCAUCUCUCGAUCAAUUCCGCAAAGCUUGUCUUCUAGCAUUUUAUGACUUUCAUCAGUUCCCAGGACACCUGUCCUGGAUGCGCAUUGGACAAAUCACACGCAUGGCUUAUCGUACAGGGUUAGAUCGAAUUGAAAGCCUGCGCGCCCUCUACCCCGACUGGGCCUCGUUUAGCAAUGACGAGAUACAAGAAUGGCGAUCUGUAUGGUGGUGUAUUUACCGCCUGGAUUCUUAUUCCAAUCUCUCAUCAGGUACCCCAAAUCUUAUUGACCAUCAGUUUGUCAACACAUCUUUUAUUCUUGACCACUUUGACCAGUCGUCAAGCGGUGAGGACACUACUCAAGAAGAAGUCCAUCUGCCAUCAGACUAUGCAGACCUUUGGAAAUUGCUUUCGGUUUUCUCCUCAAGUCCAAAGACGUUUCUCAAAAAUGUCCACAUCCUUUCCAUCGUUGCGAUGCGUCAGACGGCAGCAGCUAUUCGAAUGCAUUUCUCACGACCGAGAAUGGACAUGACUGACUCACUUGCUGAUCUUCAACGCCAGCUCUCUACACUUUCAUUAUCUUUACCGCCUGGUUGGUUCAAUCCCGUGCGUAACGCAUUUGCAAAUGAGUCUCACGACGAUCAUCACGCAAGAUUGGUUACCGUUCUUCAUUUCAUGAUGGCACGAUUACUUCUUGCAAUCCUUUGUUGUAGUCAAGCAAAUAAAGAAGAGCCAUUUUUAGCCUGGCAACAGGUUCUUGAGGUCUGCCAGGAUAUUGCUUCAGUUAUGGAGCAAUGGAACUCAUUGUUCUGCAUGACAGUGGAUCCAGCAAUUUCGUUUAUUCCUUUCACAGCACUUAUUUUCCUUGAUCUUCAUAGGAAGUCAACCGCGGUGGCUCAGCCUAUGCUUCAGUCAAAUAUACAGCAUAAUCAGACCGUUCUCCGUCUACAUCUGGAGCAGUUCUCCCGGAUAUGGACGCUUCCGAGGCUUCUCAAUUGUGAGUAUGACUUCGAGCCUCCCAAAAUUACGUUAUCUGAUUCAUUGUAUCGAUAG
Messenger RNA from Penicillium longicatenatum, 1377 nucleotides. RefSeq names its product transcription factor domain-containing protein. NCBI's taxonomy places the organism in Eukaryota, Fungi, Ascomycota, Eurotiomycetes, Eurotiales, Aspergillaceae. The coding region runs from base 1 to 1377 and encodes 458 amino acids. Gene Ontology annotation, molecular function: zinc ion binding; DNA binding. Gene Ontology annotation, cellular component: nucleus. The transcript has 2 exons. Gene Ontology annotation, biological process: DNA-templated transcription. The record is from RefSeq and is a predicted model, not a curated record.